UCAUGUCAGUGAGCCUUUUCCCCGCAUAAAGGUCUCCGCCCUAUUGUCUCCGCCUCGAGCACAAGCACACACUCACCGCAUAGACCGCACAGAGAGUGGCUCAACCACGCAAGUACACACAGGUGUGAACUGCAUGAAGGAAUGCGUCCGUUCGAGUGAGAGGUCUCAGUAGUAACGUGCAUCAGCCUGUGAGCACCUUUGCACCAGUUAUGCCUACGCACACACCCUUACGCGUGCAAGGAAAAACGACACUAGUCAGCCCUCAGCCCACCCACACACCAGUUCUGAUGGAUCGGUCGAUAAGACAGGCAAACCUGGUGCCACUAUCGCACAAGACACUGACCUCUAGUCACUAGACACAGAAGAGAGGUAGAGAAAGACAGACAGACAGACAGACAGGGAGAGGAGAAAGAACCUGGUUUGUUUGUUUAUGUACACGCGAAAGGGACAAUACCUACACAUGUAUACGUAUACAUAUUGGUGGGUGGGUGGAUCGGUAUAUGUAUAUAGCGCACCGAGCCAGCCAUCGCCAUUAAAUAGCAUCCAAUCAUAAAACGCACGAAUGCAAUGCAAUGCAAUGCAAUGCAUGCAUUGGUUGCACGUUCACACCACACACUCGUGUCGGCCGCAAACUGCAAUCCGCAUGAAUGGGAAAACUUGCAGAAGACCUGCGUACUGCCUAUGCAUAGCAGACACACUGCACCGUCAUACGCAUAAAUGCACGCAGUCACGCAGCCACAUGCACAAACACACACGCAGGCAGCCAUCAAAGCACAAAUGGCCCCUUCUGCACCCACCACCCCUCCCUCCCCGCUCCCUCAUCUACGUCCCCAUCGGCUGCCCCUGCUGCCCCUGUUGCUGCUGUUGCUGCUGUUGCUGCUGCAGAAGCAUGUCCGCAAGGUAUCGCUGCUGCACUGCCCGAAUGUCAACGCCUGGUAUCGAUAUCAGAUGCAGGUUGGCAAGUGUAGGCAGUGCCGCCGCCGCCGACUGCUGCUGCUGCUGCUGCUCCCCCUCGGGCGGCUUCUCGUCCCACGCUGUCCUCCUCCUGACCGCCGGCAAUGCCUCCCCCUCCCUCUCACUCUGACGCGACGGCCCCUCACCGUCAUCAGCACCCAUCGCCCUUGGUCGCUCCCGCUCCUCGCUGCGGGCCCUCUCCCUCCUGGCACGUUUGUGGUCCCUUGAGUCCCGACCAUUGCGGGAACUGCCGCGCUUUCGAGGAGGGCGGUCAGUGGACGGGGACCGGCUGCUGGACGGGUGCGAUUCGAUGACCCUAUCCUGAAACCCACUGCCGCCCCGCCGGAUCUUGUCGCGAUCCCGCCACCGGCGACGGUCGUCGGGGCGAUCGCGCCAGUCUCGCUCCUUGGACCGGUCGCGACACAGUGGCUGCUCUCCGUCCCUCUCACGGAUGGGUGGCCGCUCUUGCUGUCUCUCCCUCUCCCUCUCCCUCUCGCGAACGGGCGGCCGGUCUCGCUCACAGGGAGGGGUGAUCGCCGGUCUCACUCCCUCGGCGUCAGUGGUGGGCGACAUGCUGGGCGAUGGCUGUGGCUUGGUGCGGGAGAAGUGGAGGUGGGGGUCGAGGUCGGGAAGGUCCUUGUGGGGCGGGUGGGGGGUGUAGGUGAUGUUCUCGGGGAUGUUGAAGGCCUGGCGGACGGCCUCGGGUAUGGUGAUGUAUGGGUGGUGGAUGGGGGGGCCGUUGCCCUGCCGCAGCUCCUCGACGAAGGGCUCGUACAGCUUGAGCAGGGCGUCGGGGGCCUCCUCGAGGUGGCUCAACGCGUUCUGCAGAUCCUGCACUCACAAGACGACAGAACAAAACACCGUACCGUGACAGUGUCCUGCCUGCAUUUGGCUUGGCUGCAUGCACCCGUGUCUCUCUCUCUCUCUCUCUCUCUCUCGUCUCCCUCACCGUCGGCAGCUCGAUGUCGACCUUGCGAUGCGCCACGUGUGGGCGGCCCUCGUCAUCGAUAUAUGGCUCGUUGAAUGCGACGUGGUUGCAGUGCAGGAACACCCGUGGGCACCACCGCUGGUCCUCCUUGGCACGCUCCACGUAGGGCGAGCCCUCGGCGUAGGUGGUGUCGCGCACUAGGGGGUGGGGGGUGCCGGGCGCGGCGUUGUUGGCCAUGUGCACACGGAUCUGGUGAGUCCGGCCUGGCCAUAGAGAAAGAGAGAGAUCAGCCGCAUCGCAUCGCCAUCCCUGUGUGUGUUGGCAGGGGUGGAGUGACGUACCUGUGUCGAUUUUGAGUGUGACGAGGCAGAAUCCGUCUGUUGGGCUGUUGAUAGAGGUGCCCUUAUGCUUGUAGACCUUCUGCACGGUGAAGUGGCUGAUGGCGUGGGUCAAGUGGUUGCGUUGGCUCUCGUAAGCCUCGCGCGUUCGACGCUCCGACGGAUUGUACACCAGGCAGUUGUUGAUGGUGCCGUGCGGGCGGACCCUCAUCUGCCCGUAAACCUGCCACACACACACACAGACACACACAGAGAGAGAGAGAGGGGAAUGCGUGUGUGGCCAUCGCGUGUGUGUGGUGAGUUGACUGAGGGGGCUGACUGACCAGUGCGGUGUAGAUUUUGACGAAGUUGCGUCCCUGCAUCUCUGCGUUGAGGUACUGGUAGGCCCAGCUGUCUUUGGCGCACACGAUGGCGCCCGUGGUCUCGCGGUCCAGCCGCUGCAGGUAGCCAUACUGCCGGCUCAUGUCGCUCAGAAUCGGGUACUUGGCGUGGUCCAACGAGUGGUAGGACCAGCCCUGCAGACAACACAACGAGCAUGCAACAUCCAUCCAAGCAGUGACAAGCUUAGAGAGAAGGGUGUGUGUGGGUGUGGGUGUGGGUGUGUGAGUGUGUGUGUGUGGUGCGGCUGUCUUACGGCCAUCUGUGGUUUCUCGCCGUUUGUUUCCUUGGCGGUUUUCAUCUUGUCGACGGUCAGGUUGGGCAGGUCGAAGGGGUCCUUGGUGGCAGACAGCCAGUCGGGCGGCUUGUAUAAGACCCAACACCUGCACACAGACACAUCAACAAACGACACCGCACUCGCCAUCAUCUCCCUCUCUCCGUUCUCUGUCUUGUCUCGCUCACGAUUGCAUCUCCUUGACGACGCUCGGCACUGUCCACGGAAUGGCCUUGUCCCUCAUUCCACCCACCAGACCCAGCGACGCCGCAGCAGCUGCUGCUGCUGCCGCCGCCGCCGCCGCAGCAGCUGCGGCCGAUGCACCACCAGACCCAGCAGAGGCACCCGCACCCCCACCACUAUUCGUCCCCCCGUUGCCGUUGCCGUUCGCGACACCCAACAUAGCGCUGCCACUGCCGCUGCGAGAAGUGCUGAGGCCGCUAUCCGACCGCCCGAUGGCUGCCUUGGACGUCGGCUUGGCCGCCGGCUUGGUUGCGUCCUUCUUGCGCGGGAUGGGAGCCAUGGGGCGAGAUACCGUCGGCUGGGGUGGCUGCUGCUGGGGCUGCUGCUGCUGCUGUGGUGGUGGGGCCGAUUGAGUGGCUUGAGUGGGUUCUGGCUGAUUGGCGGCAGGUGCUGCUGGCCCUGACGGCACUGGUGCUGCUGACGCUGAUGGUGCAGAUGUGCCGUCGGGUGCCAGCAUCUGGGGCUCGACAUUCUGUUCGUCAUCGCCUGAGGACGCACAGGCAGACGGACAAAGAGACAGACAGACAGACAGGCAGACAGACAGACAGACGUGCAGACAUGCUGCUUCCGUGUUUAUUUGUGCCCCCUGUGCGGUGUGCGCGCCCUGACCUUUGUCUACCUCCAUGGAAGCAGCGCCGGCCUCUGGACGCUCCUCGCCUGCAGAACAUCAGUCAACCAAAGGAGCCUGUCUCUGCUUGGCUGCCUGCUCGCGCGUGUGUGAGUGAGUGACGUCUCGCACCCUGAGCAGACGGGGACUCCUGUGCUGUGGGCGGCGAUGGGCCGUCGUCCGUCUGGUAGGCCUGACCGGGUGACGGUGACGGCCCCUCCUUCUCUCCCUUGACCUCACUCGAUGCCGCCGCCUCCCCAGCCGAGCCCUCCUGUUCUUUGCCCCCCUUCUCGUCCUUCAUAAUGACGUCCUUCGUCGAUUCCUCCUCGGGUCGAGACAACCCGGCCGCCGCAUCGACCUCAAUGGCAGCCGCCAUGUCGGCCUCAGCUGCAGCGGGGGCCGCCUCUCCCUGCCCCUCUCCCUCUCCUUCCCCGUCCCCCUCCGUAUCAGCUCUCCGCCGCUUCUUGCGCGUGCGGCGGUCCUCCUUGGCCUCCUUGCUCUCCUUGGCGUGCUUCUUGUGCUUCUUCUUGUGCUUCCGGGGCUUCUGGGGGCGCUUGGGCUCGUUCUCGCUGUCGUUGUCCUUGUCAUUGUCAUUGUCCUCAUUGUCGUCGUCAUUGUCUGGCGAUAUGGCGGCGGCGGCGGCGGCAGCAGCUGCAUCUGCUGCUGCUGCUGCUGCUGUGGCUGAGGAGGGUGAGUGUGAGGGGGAGAGUUUCGUGUGGUGCGAUGAUGCCGCUGCCGGGGACGAUGGCUUGGGGCGCUUCUUGUCCGCGAGCCGACGACGGGCCUUGUCGCGCAGGCUGACAGGGAGGGGAGAGGAGGGGAGAGGAGGGGGUGGGGUGUGUCUGUGUCUGUGUCUGCUGCCUUGUGUGUGUGUGUGUGUGUGUGUUGCCUACCGUCUGAACCAUUGUUUCUUGACUUUGACGCAUCGCUUCAGGAGAAGAGGGGAACCCUCGAAGCUGAAGCGAUGACACACACCACACAGAAACACACGGAGAGUCACAUGGCGUUCGGCUUGCUCACCCUGAUGGCUAAUGGAAGGUGCGUUGCGGUGCGUACCUUGUCUUGGGUUCCCAUGUGUUGAGUUUGGCCUUGUAUCCCUUCCACUUGACGUAGUACUGACCGUGGCGAUCGUCCUUGGCCUUGCGGUACUCCUCUAUACGCUGAACACACAACCGAACCACAGAACCACAGCGCAUCGACACACAUGAGAUGAGGUGGGUGGAUGCUUGGGUGUUUGGGUGUUUGGAUGUUUGGAUGUUUGGAUGUUUGGAUGCGCGCGUGCUCACCUGGACUUCGUACUCGUUGACGGUGCUGUCGUCUUCGCUCUUGUCAUUGGACUCGUCCACAAGCUCGUCGCUCAUGUCAGAAUCAGCAUCACCUAUCAACUCCAUCCCAUCCUUCAACACACACACACAACACACAUUCCCCUGCUUCCCUUCGGCUCUCUCUCUCUCUCUCCCUCUCUCUCUCUUACCACUUCAGUCACGCUGAUGUCGUCACUGUUGGCGUCAUGCUCCACGCCACCACCGCCACCUGAUGCAGUCCCUCGGUCACUAGGCACACCACCAGACGACGCACCACCGCCGGCACCACCAGCAGCAGCAGCCAUAACCGCGGCGGCAGCAGCGGCUGCAGCGGCCACACGCCGCUUGGCAGAUGGGGGGGAGGGGGGCGGCAUGGCUCGCUUGUCGCGGUCGUCGUCAUCCUGAGGCAAGUAAGCAUCGACAAACAACAUGACAAAGCACAUCACGAAUGGGGGAGACGCUCUAUGUGUCUGUCUGCCCCCGGGGCGCCGCGCCCCGUCCCCACUCACUCACUCACUCACUCACCUGAGCAGCAGCGGCAUCCUCCUCCCCCUCCAUGACUACAUCGCGGGAGGCCUCCUGCCCCUUGUUCUGCUUCUUUCUCUUGCCGGCCCCCAACUCCUCCGAACUCUCCUCGGUCGCAGAGCUAUCGUUAUCGUCAUUAUCGUUGUCCUUGUCCUUGUCGGCAGCAGAGCCGUUGUCCCCGCCGCCCUCUGCUGCCGCUGCCGCUGCUGAUGCUGAUGCCGGUGACGGUGCUAUCUGGUUGACAGUGGUGCGGUAGAAGUCCUGUACGGCUGCGAGGAUGCCGGCGCCAUGUUCCUUGAGGGUGAACGACUUGGUCUUGUUCUCGCCGCGGUCGUUUUUCCACCGGGCCGUCAUGCCCCUGUACAGGCCGUCCUUCUUGAAGGGGGUCACGGAACGCGGAAGCUCCCCCGCAGCCUGAUUUAAAUAGAUGCAGUCACACACAGAGACGUGUGUGUGUGUGGGUAAAGGUCAGGUCAGGUCAGGUGAUAGCUCACCUUGAGCUCAUCCAUCCAUUUCUUGAAGUCGACAGCGGGGUCUGACGACGGCUCGCGCGACACGCACGGCGAGGUGGGUGCAUUCUCCUCCCUGGCCUUGCCACCACGGCCCUGCCCCCUGCCUCUCCCCCUCCCACGCCCCCCAGUCCCCUCGGUCGACCGCCCGGCACGCCCACUGCCACCCCGCCCUCGCGAUCGGCCGCGGCCACCGCGGCCCCUUUUGCCACGGGUGGCGGGCUUGAUGUUGUCAGAGGGCGUGUGUGAUGGUGGUGGGGGGAGCGAUGCGUCACGGUUGGAGUCCUCCUCGUCUCUGUCUCUGUCUCGUAUUGACGCGUCGUCCUCGUUGUGUCGGCCUCGGGGUCCCCCUCGCUGUCCGUCGUUGUCGUCUGAUGCUGAUGCUGACGGGGCGUGCCCGAUGGCGCCGUACUCGAUGUUGGCCUUGACGGGGUCCUCGCAGUACUGGGGGAGCACUGCGGGACACACACACUCAUUUGUUUGUGGUGGGUGGAUUGGCAUGGCGUGUGUGGUGUGUUGGGUACGCCUAGGUGGUGGUGUCGGGUCGGAGGGUUUGUUGCUCUUCUUGCGCUGCGUGUUGUCGAUGAUGAGCAUGGCCAUCUCGAUGCCCGUGAUCUCCUCGUUGUCGCCGUCCUCAUACUCAAUGCUGAACAGACCGCUGCUGCUGCCGUAACCUGACACAGUACCCUGCACAUGCACACCCACACAAACACAUGGGCAGAUCGGAUGAUCUGAUCUGUCGCCUGUUUCUCGCCCCCUCCCUCCCUCCCUCCCUCUCUCUCCCUGUUUCGUCUCGUACCUGGAAGUAGUAGCUAUUACGCGCAUCGUUCCACGCGUUGAAUUUGCGAUCGAUGACCGACUUGCCCAGAUGCACCCCCAGCAGCGGCACCCACCCACCACUCUGCCCACCACCCGAACCAACGCCCGCAGACGCAGCCGACGCACUCCCGGCACCUUUGCCGCGAGGGACCGCUGCCGCCGCCGCCGCCGCAGCAGCAGCAGCUGGUUCUGCUGGUUCUGCUGAGUCAGGCUCUGGUGGGGGUGGUAGGUUGUGCAUGUGCAGCGAGUAGAGUCGUUCGGCGAUGUAGCACUUGUACUUGGUUGUCAUGUUGGGGGGCAGGUCGACGAGAAUCUCGUCCCCCGGGUUGAGUGCCGUGCCGGGCCUCCGGUGCAGCAACAGGUGCGGCCACCCGUCGCGAUACACCUACACCCAUACCCAGACACACAUCAACCACAACCCACUCGUUCGUGUGCUGUGCUGACCGACCGUGGCGAUCUGCACGUUAGAUUUUCGCUUCUGCAUGCUCUGCAGCACCGCCGCCGGCUGAAAAUACGCGAGGCGGUUCUUGGCCGCGCGGAAGUCGAGCAUCAGGCUGCCGUCCUUUGGCACAGCUGGCCGCUGGAGCGGCUGCUCUGGCUCCGGCUCCUGCUGUGAGUGGGAGCUGGGUGUGUUGCCGUGGGGAGGGUGUGGUGGCGGGAGUGCGUCGUGGACGAAGCGCAGCGGCCAGAUAUGCCGGGGGUCGUUCCAUGACUCGGGCGUCUGCGGCACCACCUCACCCGUCAGCUCACCCAGCAACGUGAUGCUCUGUGUGCACGACAAACCAAACCAAUAGCCACAGCCACACACAAAACACACAGAUCAUCAUUCCAUCUGUGAGUUGAGUGCCCCCCUCCCUCCUCCCUCCCCACUCCCUCCCUGCCUCCUGACCUACCUUGUCUGAGGCAGCCUUCGGCUCGCCCCGGUAGACGCACACGAAGGCCGAAUCGUCUGCCUUAAGACCAGCACGCUUGGGGUGUUUUGGGUCGGUGACCCGCCGCAGUUCCAGUGUGGCAUUCUCCUGUCUGGUGGCGUCCUCAAAGAUGCGCAAGAGGUUGGGGUAGCCCUGCAGCACCCUCGACGAGGUGAAGUAGUGGGGGGACGCCCUGGCCUUGUCGCAGUAGUCCGCCAUCUGGUUCUUGAUGGCCGGGUCGCGGCACAGCUGGUGCCCGGCGUACUGCGCCUGGUCAUCUCGCAAGGCGUCCUCUAGCGCAACAACCGCUGAAUCAGAUGUCAUGAGUGCAGGGGUGAGGGCAGGGCAGGGCAGGUGUGAUGAGGCCGGGGCUCAGAACGGCCGCAUGAGAUCACAGGACGAGAGAGCGCGCGGAGGCCAGAGGGGCGCCAGAUGUGCGGGCCUUCUGG
Vitrella brassicaformis is the source of this 8239-nucleotide messenger RNA. NCBI's taxonomy places the organism in Eukaryota, Vitrellaceae. The record is from the annotation of a GenBank genome assembly.